Molecule: messenger RNA, 4936 nt
Organism: Coregonus sp. 'balchen'
Lineage: Eukaryota; Metazoa; Chordata; Actinopteri; Salmoniformes; Salmonidae
Source: the annotation of a GenBank genome assembly
AUGCUGUGCUGUACCUCAAGGUAAGAUAGUCACUGUGAUAACUGCAAUGAAAUAUGACAGUAAAUAGUAGCUAGUAAAACGUAUUAUGUUUUGACAUGUUUAGCGGUUUUGUGUUUGCUCACUACAAUUAAAACAUUUCUAGAGUGCACAAUUUGCACGUGUUUAUUUUUCCAAGUCAAAUGAAAUGUAAGCUGAAAAAUGCAGAUAGUGUUUUCUGCUUGAAAAUAAAGCGUCCAACAUUGAAAAGAACAAGAAAGCAUUCCAUUACAGAACACAACAUGUUGUUGUUUCCUGUUUCAGGAUUCGUUCAGCGGGCGUUUCGACCAGCAGCAGUCAUUUGUUGGCCUGCUGACAGACGUCCACAUGUGGGACUACAUGCUGUCUCCCUGUGAGAUCCAGAGGUGCACCAACCAGAUUAACUUCACCCCGGCGACAUGCUCAACUGGAAGGCCUUGGACUUCCAGACUACAAGCAGAACAGGCAGUCAGACUGUAACCAUUAUCACUCAAACAAAUAAUAAUCAAGUAUCUAUUAUGCUAUCUGGUAACUUUCCAUAAUUGUGUAAAUUGAAAAGGCCACAUCACUAUAUGUCUUUCAGCUUUGCUGACAGUAUACCAUAAGAAACUGACAAUGUAAAUAAACAGUGAGUUUACAGUACGUACUGUGUCGGUUGCGUGAUUUUGCUGUCAGUGGUUCUAUUAUACUAGGAUAAAUAUAACCUUGUUUCGGAUGUCAGGGCUGCUCUAAGGCGUGAAAUUAAACAUUAGUGCUGAGGCAGGAUGUAAGCCAGUGUGUUUCACAGUAUUACUGGUGUUAUUACAACUUAAUGCCUUCCUGAUGAUAUGCACUGAUAUCUCAUUUUGUAGAUCAGCGUUCACCAAUGCCCUACACACACACACACACACACAGAGAGAGAGAGAGAAAUCAGAACCAUUGACAGCCACAUCAUAUUUAGCUUACUUUGAUUGGACUAAAUUGUUUUUGGUAUCUUUUAGUUGUCACUGUUUUAGACUAAGCAGAGGUGAUUUGAUGAUGUUGAAACGUUGAAGUUGAAAUGGUGCUGGAAUAGUGGAGGCAGCUCCUGUUUUCUUUGCAACUUGCGGUAACUCUCUGUGGUUCUAAAUCAAUAGUAGUUUAGUAAUCCAAAAAUAUCGGAAACAUUAACUUACUUGACCAUGCUUUAGGCCACGUAACUGUUUGUUACAUAUGCUUUGUGGACUUCACCAGACAGAGGUUGCUCUCCGGUUUUGUGAUGAAACAAAGGUGUGGUUGAAUUUAUUCUGCCACUGUGUCAUCUUAUUGUCUCGGCCUCAGGCCUAUAUAUCACGGUCGCAAGGCAUAUGACCUAACAGGUUAGAGAACAAACAACACAAAUAUUACAACACAUACAGUGGGGAGAACAAGUAUUUGAUACACUGCUGAUUUUGCAGGUUUUACUACUUACAAAGCAUGUAGUGGUCUGUAAUUUUUAUCAUAGGUACACUUCAACUGUGAGAGACGGAAUCUAAAACAAAAAUCAAGAAAAUCACAUGGUUUGAUUUUUAAAUAAUUAAUUUGCAUUUUAUUGCAUGACAUAAGUAUUUGAUCACCUACCAACCAGUAAGAAUUCCGGCUCUCACAGACCUGUUAGUUUUUCUUUAAGAAGCCCUCCUGUUCUCCACUCAUUACCUGUGUUAACUGCACCUGUUUGAACUCGUUACCUGUAUAAAAGACACCUGUCCACACACUCAAUCAAACAGACUCCAACCUCUACACAAUGGCCAAGACCAGAGAGCUGUGUAAGGACAUCAGGGAUAAAAUUGUAGACCUGCACAAGGCUGGGAUGGGCUACAGGACAAUAGGCAAGCAGCUUGGUGAGAAGGCAACAACUGUUGGCGCAAUUAUUAUAAAAUGGAAGAAGUUCAAGAUGACGGUCAAUCACCCUCGGUCUGGGGCUCCAUGCAAGAUCUCACCUCGUGGGGCAUCAAUGAUCAUGAGGAAGGUGAGGGAUCAGCCCAGAACUACACGGCAGGACCUGGUCAAUGACCUGAAGAGAGCUGGGACCACAGUCUCAAAGAAAAUCAUUAGUAACACACUACGCCGUCAUGGAUUAAAAUCCUGCAGCGCACGCAAGGUCCCCCUGCUCAAGCCAGAGCAUGUCCAGGCCCGUCUGAAGUUUGCCAAUGACCAUCUGGGUGAUCCAGAGGAGGAAUGGGAGAAGGUCAUGUGGUCUGAUGAGACAAAAAUAGAGCUUUUUGUUCUAAACUCCACUCGCCGUGUUAGGAGGAAGAAGAAGGAUGAGUACAACCCCAGGAACACCAUCCCAACCGUGAAGAAUGGAGGUGGAAACAUAAUUCUUUGGGGAUGCUUUUCUGCAAAGGGGAGAGGACGACUGCACCGUAUUGAGGGGAGGAUGGAUGGGGCCAUGUAUCGCGAGAUCUUGGCCAACAACCUCCUUCCCUCAGUAAGAGCAUUGAAGAUGGGUCGUGGCUGGGUCUUCCAGCAUGACAACGACCCGAAACACACAGCCAGGGCAACUAAGGAGUGGCUCCGUAAGAAGCAUCUCAAGGUCCUGGAGUGGACUAGCCAGUCUCCAGACCUGAACCCAAUAGAAAAUCUUUGGAGGGAGCUGAAAGUCCGUAUUGCCCAGCGACAGCCCCGAAACCUGAAGGAUCUGGAGAAGGUCUGUAUGGAGGAGUGGGCCAAAAUCUCUGCUGCAGUGUGUGCAAACCUGGUCAAGAACUACAGGAAACUUAUGAUCUCUGUAAUUGCAAACAAAGGUUUCUGUAGCAAAUAUUAAGUUCUGCUUUUCUGAUGUAUCAAAUAAUUAUGUCAUGCAAUAAAAUGCAAAUGAAUUACUUAAAAAUCAUACAAUGUGAUUUUCUGGAUUUUUGUUUUAGAUUCCGUCUCUCACAGUUGAAGUGUACCUAUAAUAAAAAUUACAGACCUCUACAUGCUUUGUAAGUAGGAAAACCUGCAAAAUCGGCAGUGUAUCAAAUACUUGUUCUCCCCACUGUAGGUUGUAAUAUGGCUUUUUUUCUGGCUUAGCUUCCCCAGUGAUUUUACCCAUGCAGUUACUGGUUUACUGUAAACUAAGCCCAGUCUAAAGCUUGGGUUCACUAAUUCUACUGUGCUCUGACACCAAUUCAAGCAUUUAGAUUUUUCUUGCCUUGAUGAAACCAGUGUUUCAAGCCACAUUUAACCUGCUGUAUUUGGGAAACACUGUUCAUGGUGAUGUGACACAUUUCUUCUGGUAUUUCACAUUCUGUGCUUUGUGGAGUUACAAGCUUAUUGUUGCACACAAUGGAAGGUUGUCACAUCUUUGAGCAAAAGCCAUCUGAGGUAAGGCAGCUUAUGAAGACGGUAGUAUUACAACAAACCAAAGUGCAGCUGCUGUUGUGUUAUUGUCCUGAACUGUGAAAGGACCUGUGCUUGUGUGAACCCAGAAAGACCACAGUGAUCUGGCAUCUCUCCCGGUCUGGUAUUCCACUAUUAUGUAAUUCCCUGCUUCCCAGAAACCACUGACCUCUCCUCAGAGACACUACAGAGUGAGUGCCAUGGGCUUUCCUGCACACACACACACACACACACACACACACACACACACACACACAAAUGCACAAGCAAAAACACACCCUUCCUCUUCGAACAGAGUUUCCAGCUUGGCAGAGAGACUACUUCCUUCCCUCCUCCCUCCAGGAGCGUGCCCAGACAUAAAUAGACAGUCAGUAGUGUCUCAGUCAGACAUUCAUCUUGAUAACUCAGAGGAGCUGCUCCAACUCUGAAGAUUAUUGUUUUGGGACAUGUAAUGCAGAGAACAUUUCAUUGCAGGAGUUCAACUACAGUAAGCUGUCCUAGCAUUGAUUGACAGUGCUCUGUCUGGACUGUAAGACUCCGUCUAGAGGAGGUGUCUGCUGAAAAACUUUGCGAAGUGAAAGGGACGUUCAUGCUGUGAGCUCCAUUUAUGUGGCUGUGCUUUUUCUGUAAUUGCAACUUCAGGAAGGUAUUUUAAACUCUUUGGUCUUUCUGACACUUUCUGUUGACUCUACCUACGACUCAAGGAGAUCUUUGCCUGUCUCUGUUCAGGCAUGACGGGUCAGGAGAGGAGUGAGAAGAGUGAGUGUGUGUCCCUGUCACUGAUGAGGGAGGCUGUCCCUGCCCCACCUGAGUAUGAGAGGGUGUGUGUGUUUGGGACGGGGGACAUGGGGCGCUCUCUGGGCCUGCGUCUGCUGCAGGCGGGGUAUGGGUUGGUGUUCGGCAGCGGACGGCCCCACAGCAGCAGCCUCCUACCACACGGAGCACAGGUACAAAAUAAAGUAGAUCUGGUUUCAUAUGAUAAUAUGUUAAAUGUGGAUAUGUGUUUUUACUGAGUUGUAAAUGUAUUUGAAUAUGUUUGUUUAUGUUUGAAGGAGUAUAUGUGAAUAUACUGUAUGUGUGUUUAUGUGUGUAUCAAUAUGUUGAUGAUGUAUAUGCAGGUCCUGGGCCAUGCUGCAGCUGCCCAGUCAGCCCGUCUGAUCUUCAUCGCUGUCCAGAGAGAACACUACGACUUCCUGGUACCACUGGCCAAUCAGCUAAAGGGGAAGGUAGCAUAUAUAUUUUAUUACUUCUGCUAUAUGUAUGAAUGUCUGCUUUGUCAAUAUGUAACUGUAUAGUUGAAUUGCAGGUGUUGGUGGACCUCAGUAAUAACCUGAGGAAGAAUCAGUACCCAGAGGCCAAUGCGGAGUACCUGCAAAGGUGAGAACUAUACAGUGUGUUGUUGUUAUUAUGUGUAUGUUUUUUUGUUAAUUAGAAAUGUUUUUAUAUGUUGAUGUAUAUCUACAGUAUGUGUAUGUUGCUGUACUGUAAAUGUGGUUAUAUGUACCUGAGCAGUCUGGUCCCUGGAGCUGAGGUGGUUAAAGGAUUCAACACCCUGUCUGCCUGGGCUUUGCAGAAUGGACCUUCAGAUGCCAACAGACAG